Messenger RNA from Emys orbicularis (European pond turtle), 633 nucleotides. It is a transcript of the gene KCNMB4, whose product is annotated as potassium calcium-activated channel subfamily M regulatory beta subunit 4. Gene Ontology annotation, molecular function: calcium-activated potassium channel activity; potassium channel regulator activity. The transcript has 3 exons. Gene Ontology annotation, cellular component: membrane; voltage-gated potassium channel complex. The record is from RefSeq and is a predicted model, not a curated record. Bases 1 to 633 code for a protein of 210 amino acids. Gene Ontology annotation, biological process: detection of calcium ion; potassium ion transport. NCBI's taxonomy places the organism in Eukaryota, Metazoa, Chordata, Testudines, Emydidae.
AUGGCGAAAAUCAGGGUGUCUUACGAGUACACAGAAGCCGAAGACAAAAGCAUCCGGCUCGGCUUGUUCCUGAUCGUCUCCGGCAUCGUGUCGCUCUUCAUCCUGGGUUUCUGCUGGCUCAACCCCGCUUUGCAAGAUUUGCAAGGCAAAGCUGCCAACUGCACGGUGCUCUCGGUGCAACAGAUCGGGGAGAUGUUUGAAUGCACGUUCACGUGUGGCACGGAUUGCAAGGGCACCUCGCUGUAUCCCUGCCUCCAGAUCUACGUCAACAACUCCGAGUCCAAUUCCAGGGCGCUGCUGCACCAGGACGAGCACCAACUCAUCACCAACCCUAAGUGUUCAUACAUCCCUCCCUGUGAAAGAGAAAAUCAGAAGAAUUCUGAAAUUGUCACUCACUGGCAGGAAUACUGGAAAGUGGAAGUGGGUUCACAGCCAUUUACGUGUUAUUUUAACGAGCAUCUAAGACCAGAUGAUGUGCUGCUUAGGCGUACCCACGAUGAGACGGUCCUCUUGCAUUGCUUUCUCUGGCCUCUGGUUACUUUCCUGGUAGGAGUCCUAAUUGUGGUCCUGACAAUCUGUGCAAAGAGCUUGGCCGUCAAAGCAGAGGCAAUAAAAAAGAGGAAACACUCAUAA